Molecule: messenger RNA, 5049 nt
Organism: Oxyura jamaicensis (ruddy duck)
Lineage: Eukaryota; Metazoa; Chordata; Aves; Anseriformes; Anatidae
Gene: PDCD6IP
Product: programmed cell death 6 interacting protein
Exons: 18
Coding region: 48-2687 (879 amino acids)
Biological process (GO): mitotic cytokinesis
Cellular component (GO): endosome
Molecular function (GO): protein binding
Source: RefSeq, a predicted model, not a curated record
AGUCGGAGCUGCCUUGGGCCGCGCUCCGCUCCCCGAGCCACCCGGCCAUGACGAACUUCAUCUCGGUGCAGCUGAAGAAGGCCUCGGAGGUGGACUUGGCCAAGCCGCUGUGCAAGUUCAUUCAGCAGAGCUACCCGGGCGGCGACGCCCAGGCCGAGCACUGCCGCGCCGCCGAGGAGCUCAGUAAGCUCCGCAAGAGCGCGCUGGGCCGCCCGCUCGACAAGCACGACGCCUGCCUCGACACCCUCCAGAGAUACUAUGAUCAGCUGUGUUCAAUUGAACCAAAGUUUCCAUUCUCUGAAAAUCAGGUCUGUGUAACGUUUACAUGGAAAGAUGCUUUUGAUAAAGGAUCGCUUUUUGGAGGCUCUGUCAAACUGGCUCUGGCGAGUUUGGGGUAUGAGAAGACCUGUGUUUUGUUCAACUGUGGAGCAUUGGCAAGCCAGAUUGCAGCAGAACAGAAUCUAGAUAAUGAUGAGGGACUGAAAGCUGCAGCUAAACACUAUCAGUUUGCAAGUGGUGCUUUCCAACACAUUAAAGACACUGUUCUAUCAGCAUUGAAUCGAGAACCUACGGUGGACAUCUCUCCAGACACAGUUGGAACUCUCAGUCUUAUUAUGUUGGCUCAAGCCCAAGAAGUGUUUUUUUUGAAAGCAACAAGAGAUAAAAUGAAAGACGGUAUCAUAGCUAAACUAGCUAAUCAAGCUGCAGAUUAUUAUGGCGAUGCUUACAAACAAUGUCAAUAUAAAGAUACUCUGCCCAAGUAUUUUUAUUUCCAGGAGGUGUUUCCUGUUCUGGCUGCAAAGCACUGCAUUAUGCAGGCCAAUGCAGAAUAUCAUCAAUCUAUCCUGGCGAAACAGCAGAAGAAAUUUGGUGAAGAGAUUGGGAGGUUACAGCAUGCAGCAGACUUGGUUAAAACAGUGGCAUCUCGUUAUGAUGAAUACAUAAAUGUUAAAGAUCUGGUUGACAAAAUCAACCGUGCACUUACAGCUGCCAAAAAAGACAAUGACUUCAUUUAUCAUGACCGUGUUCCUGAUCUGAAAGACUUGGAGCCCAUUGGAAAAGCUAGCCUUGUGAAGUCUACUCCAGUUGUUGUUCCCCUCAGUCAGAAAUUCACAGACUUGUUUGAGAAGAUGGUUCCAUUGCAAGUUCAGCAAUCUGUGAGUGUUUAUAACCAGAGAAAGGCAGAUCUAGUAAACAGGCUAAUAGCUCAGAUGAGAGAAGCCACAAAUUUGGCAAAUGGUGUGUUGGCUUCCCUCAAUCUUCCGGCUGCUAUUGAAGAUGUGUCUGGUGAUACUGUUCCUCAGUCCAUUUUGAACAAGUCCAAGUCUGUGAUUGAACAGGGAGGAAUUCAGACUGUUGAUCAGCUGAUCAAAGAUUUGCCUGAGCUUCUACAAAGGAACAAAGAAAUCUUAGAUGAAUCCCUACGGUUGUUAGAUGAAGAAGAAACUACAGACAAUGAACUCCGAACAAAAUUCAAAGAACGCUGGCAGCGAACACCAUCCAUUGAACUCUAUAAGCCUUUAAGGGCAGAGGGAGCCAAUUUCCAUAGUAUCUUGAAUAAAGCUGUGCAAGCGGAUGGGCAAGUUAGAGAAUGCUAUCAGUCUCACCGGGAUACAAUUGCACUUCUGUGUAAGCCAGAGGCAGAGCUCAAUGCAGCUAUUCCUUCUGCUAACCCAGCAAAAACAUUACAAGGAAGUGAGGUCGUUAAUGUCUUAAGAACUUUGCUGUCUGGUUUGGAUGAAGUUAAAAAGGAGAGAGAACAACUAGAAAAUGACAUGAAAGCUGUAAAUUUUGACAUGACGAGCAAAUUCCUGGCUGCACUUGCACAAGAUGGUGCUAUAAAUGAGGAGGCUAUCUCUGUAACUGAGUUGGACAGAAUUUAUGGAAGUUACACACAGAAAGUGCAGGAGUCCUUGAAAAAGCAGGAAGAACUUCUCAAAAACAUUCAGAAUGCACAUCAAGAUUUUUCAAAGAUGAAACAAUCAAACAAUGAAUCUAAUUUAAGAGAAGAAGUUUUGAAGAACUUAGCCGUGGCAAAUGACAAAUUUGUGGAACUUGUAGCCAAUUUAAAAGAAGGGACAAAGUUUUACAAUGAGCUGACAGAAAUCCUUCUGAAAUUCCAAAACAAAUGCAGUGACAUUGUCUUUGCUCGCAAGACUGAAAGAGAUGAACUGCUCAAAGAUUUGCAGCAAAGCAUUGCUAGGGAGCCCAGUGCACCCUCUAUUCCUCUACCUACAUAUCAGACCACACCGGCCGGAGGAAGUAAGCCUGCUGCAUCAUCAACUCCCACGCCAGCACCCAGAACCAUGGUGGGUGCUAAACCACAGCCACCAGCACGGCCACCACCACCUGUGAUUUCUGCGGCAAGCAGUUCUUCUGCAUCAGCACCAUCUGGACCAGCUACAGCUCCUGCAGCUCCUGCUGCAGUUCCUCCUGUUGCUCCGGGAGUGGGUGCAUCAAGCACUGCACCAUCACAGGCACAGGGACCUCCUUACCCAACUUAUCCAGGUUUUCCAGGGUAUUGCCAGAUGCCGAUGCCAGUAGGCUAUAAUCCAUACAUGUAUGGCCAGUAUAAUCUGCCAUAUGCGCCAUCACCUGUCUUUCAGAACCCUGGACAACCACCAUAUCCAACACCUCAACAACCUGGAUACCCUUUUCCUCAACAGCCUUAUUACCCUCAGCAAUAAUAGAUCUGCACAGAAGCUCUGCUUGUUAAAAAAUUGAGAGAAAAUUGCAAUAAGGAUACUAAAACUUCAGCUUCAGUUAAUGUACCAUACUGAACUGUAGGCAGUCUAUGACUCUUGUUUGUUGUUAACUGCUCAAAAAUGUCUAGAUCAGUUUCUGAUUACAUGAAACACUCAAAGAUCUGUGGCGGCAGUACAGACUGUAGAAUAAUGCCAGAACUAGAACCUAAUUCAGUGGUCUGAAGUUGUACACUACAUGUUGGCUAGACCAAAACGUUUCUUUGCAAAAAUCCUAUAAAAAAUGGAUUAGAUAAGAAAAAUGGAGCAGUGCUUGCACUGGGUGUUAUAUAUUCUAUGGAACUACAUAGCAUUUCGUUCUAUACUCUACUGGUUUGUAUUUUUUGAGUUUAAUUAAAAUAAGCUAUUUUGUCUAAUCAAGGCCUUGUAAAUCAUCAGUAAAAAAUAAAUUACGUAAGAAUGGUUUAAGCACUUCACAUUUUCAUUGCCAUUAAAUUGUAUUUUGUGUGUUCUUAGAUUCUUUCAUUUGUCCCUUGACUUACCUGUGGCUGUAAUGCCAAAAUGACGUCUGAAAUGCUUAGCCUUACAACUGAAUUUACACCUCUUCUCCUUGAACCUAUAUGUUUUUUGUGAGUGUAUAACUAACCAUUUUGAUACUGGUAGAUGAAGUCUUGUGAGUAGAAUCCUGUACCUUUUGAAGUGUAUUGGACUAAAAACUUUUCAUUAUCACUUUAAAAGAACAGUUACUUUCGUCUCAAUAAAACUUUUUAAAAGAAGAGAGAUCAAGAUCCCUUUUAGAGGACCAGUGGUUGGUUGGUUUAACCCAUGUUUUUCGAAGAAGUUAAUCAAAAAUGUGUAAUUGAUUAAUAAUCAACAGUUGCCCUAUGUUAGAGUUUUUCAAAUUGUUUUUAUAUGAUAUUUUUUUCCCCAGUAAAGAGCUCAAAACUUGAUGCAUAUUCCCUCAGGGAGCUUAUUAUCUGUGGAGAGAUUUUUUUUAUGGUAGAAAAAGUUAUCUUGUAAAUUAAAGCGCACUGAAUAUUUACUUUUGGAUCCAUGUUCUUAAGGGUCUACCUUGCAUUAUGUUUUGCAUUAAGAUAGUGAAGGAUAUAAGCUUGUGGCUAAUGGCUUCUACCAAAUAUUUGCUAAAAACUUUCAUAUUUUUUUUAAACAUGCUGUGUAGUGGGGGAGUCACUCCUGUAGCCCUUAGUUCUGUGGGACAAUUCCUUGAGUGCUUCAUACAAGAUGUUCUGGCCAUACAGUAUAGCUAUCACAAUACCUAUGUUAAUGUUACUACUUUUGUCUUUCUAUUUAAGUGCCUGGUUAAAAUAGCAAGGUAUACUUUAAUGUAGGGGGUUUAGAGGGUGCCAGUUACUGUAGCAUCUGGGUGCGAACCUUACUGGAUCUUGAAUACUCUUCCACUUAAAGAAAGCGACAUACUUAUUCAUGUGAGCUUCUUUCUUUGUCUCAAGUUCUUGCUAUGUGAUCACUCCGAUUACUUUGUGAAGGCUACUCAUCUUUAAUGCUCCUUGUCCCCCACAGAAAAUGUAAAUCAAAAAGUGAAAAGUAAACAUCUCUCAGAACAUGAGUAUCUAAUUCUGAACAGAUUUACCAGCUCUGUAGAAGCUCAGUCACGUAGGGGAGAAGGAUGGAAUAGGUGAAUCGAACACCACAGAUGCAACAGUGCACAAAGAGAGGCGCUUUGCGUUUCUUUAUAACCAUGGCUGAAUGGGGUGGCACAGGGACACUUCCAGUGUUUUUCGUAAUAAUAAUACUUAAGAGGCAAGCAAGGACAAUGAGAAAAGGCUAGGAAGGAAACUGUUUGAAUCAACAAUCAGAAUCUGAUUUUACUCUUAAUUGGAAAAAAUAGCAGUUUUCCACUAAUAUCACUGUGUCGUUGUGAGCAAGUGCAACUUUAACUCAGCGAUUUUAGUUCUACAUUUCUAGUACACUAUUGCCUGUAGAUUGUUCCGUUUGCACAUUAGAUGCAUUUGAGCUAUUGUGUAAGUUUUGUUUCUAGUGCCUCAAUUUAUAGAACUUAUUUUAAUGCUGUAUAAAAAUGUAACUUGUUCAGCAUAAGGGUUCCCAGAACUGAAAUUUUAAAGUUUCCUAGAUUUGAAAUCACUGUUAAAACACUUUUCCAAUUGUUACUGUUUUAGUUUGCUAUUAGUUGAAUAUGUAUAGAAAUCUGUGCAUUACUUUCAGCUUUCACAUGACCGUUUUUUCUAAAAAGAACAGAAAAAUCCAGAGACAUGUAUGUAUCUGCUUUUAAGCAUGCAGCUGUCAUGACUUCAGUUGAAAUGUUAUCUUGUUCUAUAGUUUAUUAAAAAAAAUCAGUUAGAAAACCUGA